This is a messenger RNA of Penicillium canariense, 237 nucleotides long. RefSeq lists its product as uncharacterized. The record is from RefSeq and is a predicted model, not a curated record. The coding region runs from base 1 to 237 and encodes 78 amino acids. NCBI's taxonomy places the organism in Eukaryota, Fungi, Ascomycota, Eurotiomycetes, Eurotiales, Aspergillaceae. The transcript is spliced from 2 exons.
AUGCCCCUUCUGAUGCGCGCGGCGCGGAUCUGGCGUCAGUGGAGUUCCCGGCCUGGCGCAUUAUCUGGCGAACCCGGCCGCUUUGGCGUCCUGGCCCAUGGGAGAACUAUCGACUGCGCUGGCAAGUUUCUCCUCGCUCUGCUUGUCUGCUGGCGAGAGAUCCGCGACCAGUGCCCCAGCGAGCAAAACAUCACUUGGCAGAGGCCGCCUGGAUCUGGUAGCCAGCAAAAGGUGUAG